Contarinia nasturtii (swede midge) is the source of this 894-nucleotide messenger RNA. Its product is annotated as rab-like protein 3. The transcript is spliced from 4 exons. Gene Ontology annotation, biological process: intracellular protein transport. Gene Ontology annotation, molecular function: GTPase activity. The coding region runs from base 90 to 842 and encodes 250 amino acids. Gene Ontology annotation, cellular component: endomembrane system. Lineage: Eukaryota; Metazoa; Arthropoda; Insecta; Diptera; Cecidomyiidae. The record is from RefSeq and is a predicted model, not a curated record.
UUGUAUUAUUUCAAUCAAUUCUGUAUCCUAACACAUGACGCAGGCAAAGUGGUUGUCUGUUUAUUUAAUUUUUUUCCUGUACAUAUUAGAUGGCAUCGUUAGAUAAAGUUCGAAUUAUAGUUGUUGGUGAUUCAGGUGUGGGAAAAACAUCUUUAGUUCAUUUAAUAGCACACAAUGAGGCACUUGUGUCGCCCGGCUGGACGAUCGGCUGCUCUGCCGAGGUGAAGUUACACGAAUACAAGGAAGGAACGAAUCAACAACAAUCAUUUUUCAUUGAAUUAUUCGAUAUUGGCGGUUCGAUUAGUCACAAAAAUACGCGUGGCGUUUUUUAUAAUCCAACACACGGCAUAAUACUUGUGCAUGAUCUCACAAAUCGAAAGAGUCAUGAUAAUUUACAGCGAUGGCUCUUUGAACUCAUCAACAAGGAUGGCAAAGAUAUUAAUCGAUCGAAUAGUUGUGAUAAUGACAUUGACCCCGAAUUUUUUCUCGGAUCGACACAGUUAAAAUCGUUUCAGAUUCCGAUACUGGUGAUUGGAACCAAAGCCGAUAUGGUGGACAAUAAGGAGCGAAUUAGGGAACUGAAUCGCGGCGGAAACAUUGCCGAACAAUGUGGUGCUGAUGUAAUUUGCCUAAAUUGCCACGAAGUAAGAGGUUUAGCGACUGGAUCAACAAAUCUCCACAAAUUAAAUCGAUUUUUCGAUAAAGUGAUUGAGCGAAAAUACUUUUCCAAGGUCGAUUCACUUGCAAACGAUAAAAGAAAGUUCACACACUUUAGUAUGUCACCGCCGUCAUCAUCUUCAUAUGCAUCAACAAACAGAAUAAACUCAGACAGUGUCAUUUAAUUGAGCAUAUUUUAAGCUAAUAAAAUAAGAGACAAUGUUUUUUGUUACGAAA